This is a messenger RNA of Rotaria sordida, 4427 nucleotides long. The record is from the annotation of a GenBank genome assembly. NCBI's taxonomy places the organism in Eukaryota, Metazoa, Rotifera, Eurotatoria, Philodinida, Philodinidae.
AUGGAUUCAACUGGAUCUUCUUCUUCGAUUUACGUUGCCAUAGGUGAUUUCAACAGAGACGAUCGUUUAGAUAUUUUCGUCAUCAAUAAUGACACGAGCAGCAUAGAUAUCUUACUUGGAUAUGACGAGUUUUUUCCAAAUCAAACGAAAUAUCCAACUGGAUCUUAUCCGAUCUCUGUAGCUGUCAGUGACUUUAAUAACGACACCAUAUUGGAUAUCGUUGUCGCUAAUAAUGGUGAGAACACUGUAAGUGUACUUCUCGGAUAUAGCAAUGGCUCUUUGGUAACACAAGUGAGAUAUUUCACUGGCACCGAACCAGAAUGUGUAGCUGUUGGUGAUCUUAAUAAUGACAUUCGAUUGGAUAUAAUUGUCACUAAUUUUCAGAGUCACAAUAUAAGCGUACUUCUCGGAUAUGGUAAUGGUUCUUUUAUGAAUCAAACGACAUAUUCUACAGGUGCUCAUCCGUCUGGUUUAGCUGUUAGUGACUUUAACAACGACACCCGACUGGAUGUCGUCGUCACUAACUUUCGUGACGGGACUGUAAGCGUACUUCUCGGUUAUGGCAAUGGCUCUUUUGAAAAUCAAGCGACAUAUUCAGCUGGUUUUACUCCAUACAAGGUAGCUGUUGGUGAUUUUAAUAACGAUACCCUGUUGGACAUUGUUGUCACUAAUUCUGAUAAGAACAAUACUGUAAAUGUGCUUCUAGGAUCUGGUAAUGGCUCUUUUGCAAAUCGAGUAGAAUAUUCAACUGGCACUAAUCCAGAAUUUGUAGCUGUGGCUGAUUUUAACAAUGACAGCUACUUAGAUAUCGUCGUCGCUAAUUAUGAUGACAACACAAUAAGUGUACUUCUCGGAUAUGGUGAUGGCUCUUUUGCAAUGCAAUCGACAUAUUUAACUGGUGACAGGCCAAUCGGUUUAGCAGUCGGUGAUUUCAAUAAUGACACCCGACUAGAUAUUGUUGUAAGUAAUACUGGAAAUAAUACCAUAGGUGUAUUCCUCGGAUAUGGUAAUGGUUCUUUUGCAAAUCAGACGACAUAUUCUAUCGGUGCUUAUCCAUACACUUUAGCUGUUAGUGAUUUUAACAACGAUACCCGGCCGGAUAUCGUCGUCACUAAUUUUAUUGAAGAUACUGUUAGUAUUCUGCUCCGUUAUGACAGAGGAGCUAUGAAAAAUGAAAUUACAUUUACCACCAGUACUGGUGCCCAUUUGAGAAGCGUUGCCAUUUCUGAUUUCAAUAACGAUACUCUAUUGGAUAUCGUCGUUGCUAAUUAUGGUAGUAAUAACCUAGGUGUCAGUGUUGGAUAUGGAAAUGGUACUUUUGGAAACGAAAUGAUAUUCUCAACUGGAUUAAAAUCUCAUCCUUAUUCAAUUACAAUUAAUGACUUCAAUAAAGACGGUCAAGUGGAUAUUGCAGUGGCCAAUCAUGGUGCUAAAAGUCUUAGUACAUUUCUGGGAAAGGGAAACGGAACGUUUGAAAGUCAAACAAAUUAUAGCACUAGUUUCGAUUUUGCUCCAUUGACUGUCGGUGUUGGUGAUUUCAAUAGUGAUGGACAUUCAGAAAUUGUUGUGGCAUAUGAUGAUACUGACAAUUUGGAUGUGUUUGUUAUACAUGACAUCGGAGAUUUUUCUCGUCGAACGACAUAUUCAACUGAUCCUUGGCCAAUUUCUGUAGCUCUUGGUGAUUUUAAUAACGAUACUCGACUGGAUAUUGUUGUCACUACUACGUAUUUCAAUAAUGUAGCUGUAUAUCUUGGAUAUGGUAAUGGCUCUUUUACAAGUCAAAUGACAUAUUUAGCUGGCAAUUAUCCAUCCUUUGUAGCUGUUGGUGACUUUAAUAACGACGCCCGAUCAGAUAUCGUCGUCACUAAUUAUUUGGACAACACUGUAAGUAUCCUUCUCGGAUAUGGAAGUGGGUCUUUUUCAAAUCAGACGACAUAUUCAACUGGCUCUUUCCCAUUGUCUGUAGCUGUUGGUGAUUUUAACAACGACAACCGACUAGAUAUCGUCGUCGCUAAUUUUCAUAGCGAUUCCAUAAGUUUACUUCUAGGAUAUGGCAAUGGCUCUUUUGCAAGUCAAACGAAUUAUUCAACUGGCUCUUGGUCAUUGUCUGUAGCUGUUGGUGAUUUUAAUAACGACAUCCGAUUGGAUAUCGUCGUCGCUAAUUUUGAUAGCAACUCUAUAAGUUUACUUCUAGGAUAUGGUAAUGGCUCUUUUGCAAGACAAGUGGAAUACUCCUCUGGCACUAAACCAACAUCUGUAGCUGUCGGCGAUGUUAACAACGACAACCGACUAGAUGUCGUCGUCACUAAUCGUGAUGACAACACUGUAAGUGUACUUCUCGGACAUGGUAAUGGCUCUUUUGCAAAUCAGACGACAUAUUCUACUGGUGAUGGGCCACUCGUAGUAGCAGUUGGGGAUUUAAAUAAUGAUACUCGACUGGAUAUUGUUAUCGAUAAUUAUCGUGACAACACUGUAAGUGUGCUUCUAGGAUAUGGCAAUGGCUUGUUUGCAAAUCAAAUGACAUAUUCAAUUGGCACUAGUCCAGCCCAUGUAGCUCUUGGUGAUUUGAAUAACGACGGCCGACUGGAUAUCGUCUCCCCUAAUUACAAUGGUAAAAGUGUAAGUGUACUGCUAGGAUACUUCAAUCAAGCUUUUAUAAAACAAACAACGCUCAUAACUGGCAAUGGAUCUCGACCAAUGUCAUUUGCCACUGGAUAUUUUAACAGUGAUAAUCAACUGGAUAUAGCAGUCGUAAAUUCGGGUACUAACACCAUGGGCGUUUUUUUGGGAUAUGGCAAUGGCUCCUUCGCAAAUCAAAUAGCAUUUUCAACUGGCUCUACUCCAAUGUCUAUUGCUGUUGGCGAUUUCAACAAUGAUACCAUAUUGGAUAUCGUCGUCGCUAAUUCUGGCAAUGACACUAUUGGAGUAUUUCUUGGAUACGGUAAUGGCUCUUUCUCAAGUCAAAAGACGUUUACGACCGGCUUCACAUCUCUACCGUACGCAGUUGCUGUUGGUGAUUUCAACAAUGAUACUUUACUAGACAUUAUCGUUGCUAAUUAUGGCAUUAACAAUGUAGGUGUGUUGCUUGGAUAUGGUAAUGGUUCCUUUGCGGAUGUAAAGUUUUUUUUCGACUGAUUAUGGAUCUCGUCCGUUCUCAGUUUCCGUUGAUGAUUUUAACAAUGAUGGAAAGCUAGAUUUCGCAGUCGCUAACAAAGGUGCUGACAAUUUAAAAAUUUUUUUACAGACAUGUUAAUGUUGAAACUUCUAACUUGCAUUUUUUUUUCUUCUAUUCACUGUUUCUAAUUUCUACUUGGUGUUACCAAUAUUUCUUGUAAGUUUUUUUUUUUUACUAUUUUUGUCUUGAUUUAUAUAUUCAUAUAAACUGUGGAUGAACGCUAGGAAGCGAAACAAAAUGUGAUGCGUUUUCAUCUUGCUUGAAAGUCCUAUGAGAUUAGUUUUGACGUCAUAUCUAUUUUAUGUUGAUUCAUGAAAAUAGAAUACUCAAAUAGUUAAUGAACGAAACAAUAGCAAAAUGUUCUUGAAUGCUAUGAAGUAUCAGUUUAAGAGAUGGGUGUGAGAUGAGAUAUGUUUGAAUGGCCACUAUGAUUUAGAUUUCUGCAGGUGUUAUGUAAAGAAAAGAGCAAAUUAGCAAAUCAAUGAAACAAGCAACAAGAAGAACAACGUUCUUAUACAUAUGAAACAAGAAAGAAAGUUUGUUUUCUUGUGUUUUUUUUCAAUUCAAAAGAAAAAAUAGUGUAGAGGUGGGUGUGGAUUUUGUGUGGAUGUAAACGUGUGGAUAUCAUAAAAGAAAAUACCGAUCUCAUAACCACACCCACAAUCAGGAUGUGGGUAUGGUUGUUGGCGCGAGAGUCAUUCGCGAAUAGAUCCACACCCACACCCUGUUCGCUGUGAUCGUUAACUGUAUCGGAAAAACGAAGACUGAUUUACUUUGCUGCUCUUGGUUUAAGUGCAUCAAUACUGUAACUGUUGUGUUUUUUUACAAAGAAAAGGAGAAAGUUGGCUUACUUUACUUCUUUAUUUUUUUUACCUAUUCCAAUAGUUUCCGAAGGUUUGACACAAGCAAUACAAUGAUAAAAAAGGGCGUGGGUGUGAGUAUGAUAAGAAGAUGUUUACACACACCCAAACCCUGUUUUCGCUCUUACACAUGCCUUUUUCUUUUUCUUACCAUCUGACAUAUAAGUGUCAGAACGGGACAAAUAUCAUGCGCCACAUUAUCAACAAAAAAUUACUUAUUACAAACUUACUAAGAGGUAAUUACUCAAUACUAAUGAAAUGCAUGUUGCGAUGACAAAACAUAGCGGAUUAAUGGUGACAUUGAUCUGCCAGAGCAACAUCUUUUAAACUGAUUUAAAGAUAAACUCGACUACGUUUAUAUUAUUAUACGUUAUAUUAUCAACAGAAACAGC